Haliotis rubra (blacklip abalone) is the source of this 2205-nucleotide messenger RNA. Its product is annotated as cytochrome P450 1A5-like. Bases 89 to 1363 code for a protein of 424 amino acids. Lineage: Eukaryota; Metazoa; Mollusca; Gastropoda; Lepetellida; Haliotidae. Gene Ontology annotation, biological process: progesterone metabolic process; hormone biosynthetic process. The record is from RefSeq and is a predicted model, not a curated record. The transcript is spliced from 11 exons. Gene Ontology annotation, molecular function: steroid 17-alpha-monooxygenase activity; heme binding; iron ion binding.
UCGGUUUUGUUUGUGUCGGUCCGUGUCUCACGGUAGCUGAUACCUCGAAACAUACAGAAGCGGAUCUAUCUUCAUAAUCUCAAACAUCAUGGCUGGGACUUUGGAAUGGAUUAGUGCAACUGCUUUGGAGUACCGGAUCACACUAAUGCUGGUUUUGGCAGUGACGGUAAUGGUGUAUUUUAUGACCCGGAAACGUUACAAGCUUCCACCGGGACCAAGUGGUCUCCCGUUGCUUGGCAAUAUUCUAGCUAUACAAAACAAGUCACUGUUCCGGAUGCUGAUACAACUGGAAAAGAAGUACGGCCCCGUGAUAACCCUUAACCUUGGUCCAAUACGCACUGUGUUUCUCAACAACUUGGAAGUUGUGCAGGAAGCGUACGUAGGGAAGUCUGUGGACUUUGCGGGACGGCCGCAGACGUUCUCAGGAUUGGCUUUAACCGAGGGAGGCAAGGACAUUGCUUUCACAGAUUAUGGACCGACGUGGCAACUCCAUCGGAAACUGGCACUGAGGGCCCUCAAGCACUACAUGAAAGGCGAGAGGUUUCAGGACACGAUAACUGAAGUUAUGGAAGCUGUGACGAUAGAGAUGGGGACAGAGACGGGCUCGUUUGACAUCUACAGCUACAUCAACCUCGCCAUCUUCAACAUCAUCAGCAAGAUCUGUUUCAAUGAGAAGUUUUCAUCGGACAAUGAAGAGUUCCUGAAAAUCUGUAAGGCACUUGACAUCUUCUCGCAAGAAACAGGAAAUGGAUUCGCGGAAGAUGUAUUCCCUCCUUUAAGACUUUAUCCAACAGCGAAAUUCAGGAAGUUCAUGAAACUAAACGAUGGGAUACUUAAAUUCAUGUACAAAAGGAUCAACGCACACAGAGAAACGUUUAUAGCAGAUGCACAACGUGACUUCACAGACGCCAUGUUGAUUGCCCAGAAAGAGGCAGAGGAGGAAGAAGACCAGGAGCUGCUAGACCAGAUCACCAACACGCAUCUCGGCCAGACAGUAGCGGAUGUUUUCACAGCGGGCUUGGACACGUCUCGACAGACUCUGUAUUGGACAGUCCUGUUCCUUGCAGCCCACCCGGAAGUACAAGCGAAACUCCAUGCGGAAGUGGACAGGGUGCUGGGUGAGCGGCGAGUACCGAUGCUGUCCGAGCGACACAAGCUGCCGUACACCGAAGCCGUGCUCUAUGAGAGUAUGCGGAAAGGGACAGUGGCGCCUCUGGGUCUCCCCCACUCAACCACUUGUGAUACAACUGUCGCUGGCUACGAGAUUCCAAAGGGACGAUGGUGUUUGCCAACAUCUUCGCUAUCCACCAUGAUCCAAGACACUGGAAGGAACCGGAAGUGUUUAAUCCCGAACGUUUCCUAGACGAUUCCGGAAGGUUUGCACCGAAGUCAGAAAGUUGGAUGCCUUUCUCUGUCGGCAAGAGGGCGUGUAUGGCGGAAGCUUUGGCCAAACCGGAACUGCAUGUUGUCUUGGCCUCGCUCAUGAGGUGUUUUGAGAUUCGACUGCCGGACGGAGUGACCCCUGACCUUGAACCGGACGAAGGAAGCUUUUCAUUUACGCCUAAGCGCUAUCAGGUUGUCGUCAAAAACAGAUUUGCAUGAGAUUGGAAGAUGUGACAAUCCAGGUGAUGUCCAUGUGUACGUGGAGUACUAAUUUUACACAUAACUGAAUUAUGCUGCUAAUAUAUGUUGUCAGCUUACGUAAGAAUAAUUUGGUAGAAAGUAAUGGUUGAUGGAAACAUUUUCCCUAGCAUACAUUAGUUAUCCAUCUUUAAAUAUAAAAAUAUGUGUGCUUUGUCAUAUCUAGCUCGUCUGUAAAUCGUCGCCUCCAGCUAUGUGAUUUCAUAAUCACCUUUUGCCAUGUGGUUCUAUCGUUACCUCUUACCAUGUGUUCCAUCGUCACCUAUAGCCAUGUGAUUCCGUCGUCACCUUUAGACAUGUGAUUCUAUCAUCGUCUCUAGCCUAGCCAUGUGGUUCCAUUGUCACCUCCAGCCACGUGGCUCUAUCUUCUCCUCCAGCCAUGUGGUUCUAUCGUCUCCUCCAGCCAUGUGGCUCUAUCGUCUCCUCCAGCCAUGUGGCUCUAUCGUCUCCUCCAGCCAUGGGGCUCUAUCGUCUCCUCAAGCCACGUGGCUCUAUCUUCUCCUCCAGCCAUGUGGCUCUAUCGUCUCCUCCAGCCAUGUGGCUCUAUCGUCUGCUCCAGCCAUG